UUUAGUUUCUCCUCAGCCUUGUCGGGGACUCUAGGCUUUCUAGGCGAAAAAGAUGGAUAGGAUCAGCGAUUUACCUGAUGAGACAGUUUGCCAAAUUCUAUCCUUUCUACCGACAAAGGAAGCUGCAUUGACUUCUGUUUUCUCAAAGAGAUGGAGGAAUCUGUUUGCCAAGAGUCCAAAUCUUGAUCUUCGUUUCGUCAAAUUUGACUUUUGGAAACCCAAAAGUAACAUGAGUUUCAUAGACUUCGUAGACAGAGUAUUGGCUGUGUCUAGUGAUUCUACCAUUAGGAGAUUCUCUAUGAAAAUUAGACGCAUUGUUGAGCCAGCUCAUAUCAAUCGUUGGAUGCUUAAUGUGCUGAGCCGUGGCAUCUUGGAUCUUGAUCUUGAUCUGGACACACUUACUAAAGAUGUGAUUACAAUGCCUUUAGAGAUCUUCACUUGCAAGACAAUUGUUAAACUGAAACUAGGAAGGGUCGUUAAAUUUGCUAUGGUUCCUGAGAAUGCUUCUCUUCCUUCUCUUAAGACUCUCUUUCUUUUCCGAGUUCGGUUCCCUGGUUGCGAGUUUGAAGCUCUUCUUUCUGCUUGUCCUGUACUUGAGGAAUUAACCUUACGUGGUUGCCCUUGGGUAGCGAAACAGUGUCUAACCAUUUCGUGUACUACUCUCGAGAGACUCACUCUUUCAUGUAAAGGUAGUAUCGCAUAUGGUGUUCCUUGGAGCUUUUCUUUUGAUACUCCAAGACUUGCUUACUUAAACUACCGUGGUUAUACUGGAGAUGAGUAUCCAAUUGUUAAUCUCCACUCCCUUGUUAAAGCUAAGCUAUCUCUUGAGUUCAGGGGAUCUCCUAAUGCAGGCAAUCCAAUGAAUCUGUUUAAAGGGUUAAGAAAUGUUGAGGUCCUCGACUUGUCGUCUUCUGAAACCUCAAGGGUAUUAUAUUCAUUUGCUGAAUUAAUCCCACUGUUCAAAAAUCUAUCUCGUGUAUCUAUUACAACUGAGUUCCAGCACUCGUGUUGGAGUUGGAAAUUUCUGCCACUACUGCUUAAAAAGUCUCCAAAUCUAAAGACUCUUGUCAUCAAGGGUCCCUUGCAUUUCUAUGAUGUAUAUGGAGAAGAAUCUGAACCUCUACUUUGCGAAUGCUUGUCAGAAUAUUCAUUCCUAUCCUCAUGUCAUGUGAAAAUCCUAGAGAUAAUCGACUACUGUGGAACUAAAGGAGAGUUGGAGCAAAUGAAACAUUUCCUCGAGAAAUUGCCAUGUCUUGAGCUGGUCAAUGUUCAUGCUAGUGCAAAAGCAAAGUUGACAUUUGGCACAGACCUGCAAGUGCUUCCCAGAGCUUGCAAUAUCCAGCUUAAGUGUUUUUCUUGCCAAAAUUAGUUAUGGAUUAGAAAACUAACAAAUCCAAGGAAUGGAA
Molecule: messenger RNA, 1406 nt
Organism: Raphanus sativus (radish)
Lineage: Eukaryota; Viridiplantae; Streptophyta; Magnoliopsida; Brassicales; Brassicaceae
Product: F-box protein At4g22280-like
Exons: 3
Coding region: 53-1369 (438 amino acids)
Molecular function (GO): protein binding
Source: RefSeq, a predicted model, not a curated record